Molecule: messenger RNA, 9307 nt
Organism: Darwinula stevensoni
Lineage: Eukaryota; Metazoa; Arthropoda; Ostracoda; Podocopida; Darwinulidae
Source: the annotation of a GenBank genome assembly
GGAACAAGUAUGGCGGGUGUCGAUGUUGCAUUUGCGUGACAGGUCUUCAGUCGUGAAAAGAAUAUCCCUGCCAGUACUGAUGGAGAACGAGGAGAACAAUGCAGAAUGCCGACGGGGAAGCCUGUGAAGAUACUUGUAUUGAUUCGUGUGUGUUGGUGAAUUGGAAAAAUACGGACGAAACGCAACUACCCGCUGAGUUCAGGCUCGACGUCGAAGCACCCGAUUACACUCAGCACGAGAGAGAAGACGCGAAGAAAAGGAAGGGACCUAGGGUUAAGUUUACACCCUUACGGCCUGACCACCCGAGAAGGUGGAGUCAUAAAUUUAUGGCCGAUCCCCGUGACACGUCCGAAAGCGAAGAGGAAGACGUGUCUGAGGUUGAGUCCUUUACAUUAGGCCUUGAACGUGGGGAUUUUCGAGAAGGAUCUGCCAAAUUCCUCCUGUCUGCAAGCAGUGAGUCGGUUGACCUCUUGGAGCUCCCACCUGUGGAUCCAGAAACUCAAGCCAAGCUCGAGGCCUUUCUGGAAGCUGCAGGUAUCCGUAAGGUAUCACCAGACGGGAAAGGUCUGAACGACCCCGAAGUCCUCCGUCGACUCACUUCCAGUGUUUCGUGUGCGCUGGACGAAGCGGCUGCAGCUCUGACUCGCAUGCGCACUGACUCAUCUGACGCUGCCAGCAGGAGUCUAGCUGAAGCUUGCACUGAAGGAGAUUUGAUUGAAGUACGACGUCUCCUGGAGGAAGGACGCAGUAUCAACGAGACCAGUGACAGUGGUGAAACCUUAUUGAGUCUUGCCUGUGCUUCUGGUUAUUACGAAUUGGCUCAGAUGCUCUUAGCCAUGCGUGCCAACGUCGAAGACCGAGGAAUCAAGGGUGACUAUACUCCGCUAAUGGAAGCGGCAAUGAAUGGUCACCUGGACAUUGUUAAGCUCCUUAUUCAUCAUGGUGCAGAUGUGAAUGCUCAGUCUUCAUGUGGGAAUACACCCCUCAUGCUUGCAUGUGCCAAUGGGCAUGAGCAGGUUGUGAAGUAUCUUCUCAAGUUUGGUGCCAAUGUUGAAGAUCACAAUGAGAAUGGCCACACACCUCUGAUGGAAGCUGCAUCAGCAGGACAUGUUGGUUGUGCCAAGAUACUGUUAGAGCAUGGAGCAAGCAUCAACACCCACUCAAAUGAGUUCAAGGAGUCAGCCCUUACCUUGGCCUGCUACAAAGGACAUCUACCCAUGGUCAAGUUUCUCCUAGAAAAUGGGGCUAAUCAGGAGCACAAAACUGAUGAGAUGCACACAGCAUUGAUGGAGGCUUCCAUGGAUGGACAUGUUGAAGUGGCACGCCUGCUGCUGGACUCUGGAGCCCAGGUCAACAUGCCUGCCGACAGCUUUGAGAGUCCAUUGACAUUGGCAGCAUGUGGGGGCCAUGUCGAACUUGCCAUGCUCCUUCUUGAAAGAGGAGCUCAUAUUGAAGAGGUGAAUGAUGAGGGUUACACCCCCCUUAUGGAGGCUGCACGUGAGGGACAUGAGGAAAUGGUUGCCUUCCUUCUUAGCCAAGGUGCUGAUAUCAAUGCACUAACAGAUGAGACUCAAGAAACUGCACUCACAUUAGCAUGCUGUGGAGGAUUUGUGGAGGUUGCUGAUUUCCUUAUCAAAGCUGGUGCUGACCUGGAACUCGGGGCUUCCACUCCCCUCAUGGAAGCUGCUCAGGAAGGACAUCUUGAACUUGUCAAGUACUUGAUCCAGGUGGGAGCAGAUGUAAAUGCCAUGUCCACCACCUCAGACACAGCCUUGUCAUAUGCAGCAGAGAAUGGACACCUGGAGGUGGUACGCAUUCUCCUCCAGCAUGGUGCAGUUCUGGAGCAUGAGGCUGAUGGAGGAAGGACACCAUUGAUGAAGGCGGCUCGGGCUGGUCAUCUCUCAACUGUAGAAUUCCUCAUCUCACAGGGUGCAUCUGUUAACAAGCAAACAAGCUCAAAUGACCACACCCCUCUUUCAUUGGCCUGCUCUGGGGGUCAUCUACCAGUUGUAGAGCUCCUCCUUGCUAAUGGAGCAGACCCAUACCAUAAGCUCAAGGACAAUGCCACCAUGCUGAUCGAGGCAGCCAAAGGUGGACACACGAAUGUGGUCACACUCCUCAUAGACUACCCUAACUCUCUCAUGAUUCCACCGGUUGAUGGAGAUGGGAUGUCAGCUGCAGAUGCCUUACGCUUGCUCCCUCAGGGCAUGAAUCCUGAUGGGAUGGUUACGCCUCCCCUCAUUGAUGCCAACAUCAACCUUUCUGAGAUUGGUGGAGGAGGUGAGAGCUGUGGUGAGAGAAGCAAGAGUUCUUCACGUCCAUCUGGAAAGCAACGAAGCGUGUCCCUCAGUGAUGUCCCCACUGAUCCAAAGACAGCUGCUGCUGUCAGUCUAAACCUUAAUCUUUCUCUCUGUGGCAGUGAACUUGCUUUGACAGAGAGAGAGCUGGAGGCAUUGGACAGUGCAAGUGUGGAGAAACUGGAUGCUUACAUCAAAUCUUUGAUGGCUUCAGCUGAGCAGAGGAACCCAGAGGAACAGAUUCUCCAGAAGCAGCAAAUCUUAGAAGAACUACAGCGAGUGGAAAGAGAGAUUCAGGAGAAAGCUCAGGCCCAGAGUGCAGGGAAGGGGGGAUGCACUGUGGAACCCCCAAUGCCUUCACCUCCUCCUCCCCCAUCCAUCUCCAUCCCUCAUCUUUAUGUCCCUAGUGCAAAUGGCAAUGCCUCUGAAAUCCCAACAUCAUCCAGCAACCAGGCCACCCAGACACGGGAGUCUGUGAUAGUGCCGAACCCAAGUGCAAGUGGAAGUGGGAAGGGGAAAAGUAGUGGAGGGAAGAAGGAAGGUGGGAAGAGUGCGGUGAAGAAACAGGCAGUUAGUGGAAGUGGUGGUCCUGCAUCAACCAAGGAUGCUAGUUCUUCUUCCCACUACUUUUCACUGCAGUCUCAACGUCAGCAACUCGAGCAAUUGCAACAACUCAAUCAGCAACUCCAUCGUGAGGUACUCCAUCAGCGUCAGUUGAAGCAAGCCAAUGUUGCAGCUCUUCAGGCCCUACAGCAGAAUGCUGCCCAAAAUCAGGCCCAGUUGGCCGCUCUGCAAGCCAAUGUUCAGCAACUUCAGGCCCUUGAGCAGCAUCUUGUUGCUCAAGCCAAUGGUCCAAUCACAGUCAGUAUGGGAAAUCGAGAGACAGGAACACCCUCAUCAUCAAGCAACGGGACCAAUGGGUGUGCCACCGCCAGCCAAAUCCAGCAAAUGGUUCAACAAAUCCUUGGACAGAAGCAGCUCUUGCAACAACAAAUCAAGCAUUUCAAGCAACAGGUGGAGCAACAGUUGGCAUACACUCAGCAGAGUCAGGGGGGAGGCUCUGUCUGUGUGUCAUGCUCUGAGGAGAAAGGGAAACCCAGUGAAGGGAACAAGACCUCAUUGACCAAAGUUUCAACUAAGAAGGAGAGGAAGAAGGGGAAGGAGAAAGAGAAAUUGGGUGGUGAAGAGGAGGUCGCAAAGGAGAAUCGAGCCAAUGAAGAGACAACUACUUCGGUUGUGACUCAGGGCACCUGCCAGCAUCAUCAUGUCCAUCACGUCUGUGCUGCAUCUGCAACUCCUGAUGCUUCCAACAGCAAUGCAGCAACAGGAUUUGCCACAGUGGCAGCUGGGGCCCUGAUUGCUCCAACAGGAGGAAAGGAGGGUGGCAACGGAAGUGCAUCAGGACCCCCAACUCCACCUCCAUGGUGCACUUCAGCAGCAUCCACUGCUCUCCCAUUCCAAUCCAUCUCAACAUCAGGGAUCUUCUCUGGAUUUCAGGCAUCAACCAUUCAUCAGGCUGGGGGCAAUGGGAGCCUUCCUUGGCAAUAUGGAACAACUACCCUGCCUGUUGUGUUGGGUCAGCAGCAGGAGCAGCAACAGCCACAGCAAGGCAUUCAGCAACAACCCCAACCAGUGCAUCAACUGCUUUUACAAUCACAACUUGGUGGGCUGGUGAACUUGCCAAAUGUGAGUACAGGAGCAACGCAGACACUGACAAGUGAGAAUGGGCCACAGGAGCAGAGUGAGGAAGGUUUGAUGGUUGCUUCCCCGGCACGAACGCUGUCGGAUGCUAUGCAGAGCCAAGGGGUCCAGACCUGUAUGUCUGGGUCUCAGGGGGUGUCAGUUGCCACCCAACAUCCUCAGACGGGCUUCCCAGCCACAUCCACCACUGGGCCUCCCUGUUUUGAUACUAGCUUGGAACUGUCUUCCUCGUUCCUGAAUCCUCCUGCCAUAUAUAAUGGUGCAUAUGGAAGUGGAACAGGAGGGGGAGGAACAACUCCUGGAGGAGGAGGAGGAACGGGUGCAUAUUGUUCUGCUCGACCACCUUGCCCCAUGGUAGACCUGGACUCAGAAACUGACUCAAAUCAUGACACUGCCCUCACGCUUGCUUGUGCUGGAGGUCACGAAGAACUCGUUAGUCUUCUCCUUUCUAGAGGAGCUGACAUCGAACAUCGGGACAAGAAGGGGUUCACACCCUUGAUUCUGGCAGCAACAGCUGGGCAUCAUGGAGUUGUUGAGAUCCUUCUUGAUGGAGGAGCAGAUAUGGAGGCUCAGUCUGAGCGCACCAAAGACACCCCUCUCUCACUGGCCUGUUCAGGAGGCCGCAUGGAGGUUGUUGAGAUACUGUUGAACAGGGGAGCCAACAAGGAGCACCGAAAUGUAUCUGACUACACACCGCUUAGCCUGGCUGCCUCAGGUGGCUAUACAAAUAUCAUCAAGCUCCUCCUGAGCCAUGGGGCUGAGAUCAACUCCCGAACUGGGUCCAAGCUUGGCAUUUCCCCUCUCAUGUUGGCUGCCAUGAAUGGUCACACUCCAGCUGUGAGACUCUUGCUCGAGAUGGGCAGUGACAUCAAUGCUCAGAUUGAGACCAAUCGCAACACUGCCCUCACCCUAGCAUGCUUUCAGGGACGACAUGAAGUCGUCUCACUCCUCCUUGACUAUCGAGCCAAUGUUGAACACCGAGCCAAGACUGGUUUGACCCCUCUAAUGGAAGCUGCCAGUGGUGGUUAUGUGGAAGUUGGAAGGGUAUUAUUGGAUAAGGGUGCUGAUGUCAAUGCAGCACCUGUCCCAUCUUCCCGUGAUACUGCUCUCACCAUAGCUGCUGACAAAGGACACUUCCGCUUUGUGGAACUUCUCAUUAACCGGAAUGCACAAGUUGAAGUGAAGAACAAGAAAGGCAACUCCCCCCUGUGGUUAGCAGCCAAUGGAGGACACCUGGAUGUGGUGCAACUCCUGGCCCAAGCUGGGGCUGACUUGGAUGCUCAGGACAAUCGAAAGAUCUCUCCCCUCAUGGCUGCCUUUCGGCGGGGUCACCUCAAAGUAGUGAAGUGGAUGGUGAAACAUGUGACCCAGUUCCCAUCAGACACAGAACUCACCCGAUACAUCACCACGGUCAAUGACAAGGAACUACACAAGAAGUGCACCUCUUGCAUGGAUGUCAUACGCAAUGCCAAGGAUCGCCAGGCAGCAGAGGCAAACAAAAAUGCCACCAUUCUCCUUGAAGAACUGGACCUGGAGAGGUCUCGAGAAGAAUCCAAAAAGGCAGCAGCUGCUCGACGGCGGGAGAAGAAGAAGCGGAAGAAGGAGGAGCGGAAAAAGAAAAAGGUGGAUGAAGAUGGGGACACCAACCGUCAAGAAGAUCAUGAGGAUGAGGAUAGCAUAGAAAAUGAUAUCCAGCAUGAGGAUGACAAAAUGCCAAACUUGGAUGGGGAGAUGGAGGAUCUACCAGGCAUCCCAGAAAUUAAACCCAGUGAAGCAAAGCUGAAUGGAAAAUACUCCAUUGAAGACAUGACCCAAGACAGCAGCGGGACACAAUUGAACCCAGUGACUGAGCCCCGCAAGAGUCGGGCUGGAAAAUCCCGCAGAGACAGAGAGAAGGACAGGGAGAGGGAGAGGGAAAAGGAAAAGGAAAAAGAGAAGGAGAAGGAGAGAGAAAAGGACAGGGAACGGGAAAGGGAAAUGGAAAGGGAGAAGGAGAGGGAGAGGGAAAAAGAGAGGGAAAAGGAAAGGGAGAGAGAGAAGGAGAAGGAAAAAGAGAAAGAGAAGGAGAAAGAAAGGGAAAAGGAAAAAGAAAGGGAAAAGCAGAGAGAAGUGGAGCGAAAGGAGUAUUCGCCUGUGUCUGAACCCAAGCAUCGAAAGGAUGAGGCAAGGAGAAAGGACACUAUAACUCCAGAGAAGGGAGGGGGCCGUCGCAAGCGGGAUGCUGCUGUUGCUGAAGUUCCCACUUUGGUGCAUGAUGAGAGCCCUAUCAAGGGCAGGAGAGACAGGGAGAAGGAGAAGGAAAGAGAGCCUGAGGUUGAGCAUCUCACCAAUGCCACUGCUGACUUGACCAUCUCAUCCAAGAAGGAUAACUCGCUUCACUUGAACGCCAACAACACCUCUAGCAACAACAAACCCAGGGAGGAAGGGUGGCGGGAGGUGGUGCGGAGCAUGUGCAAGACAAAGAAGGUGCUGGUGCCUGCUAAUGCAAUCAGCCGUGUGAUUGGGCGUGGUGGGUGUAACAUCAACAUGAUACGAGAGGUUUCUGGUGCGCAUAUUGAGGUUGAGAAGCAAGGAAAAACCCAAGCUGACCGAACCAUCAGUAUCAAGGGAUCUCCUGAUGCCACAAAGCAGGCCGUGACCCUCAUCCAGGCUCUGAUCAACAAUCCAGACAAAGAAUUGUCAGAACUCCUGCCCAAGUCACUCAAAAUUCCUCUGGGAUCAAUGGUCUCUUCUAAGGCAUCUGGAGCAUCUGGAUCUAAAGGUGGAUCAGGGAAGUCUCGUGGUGGAGGAGGAUCAUCCAAGGCCACAGCUGCUGCCAAUGCCCCAUCCCUAAUGAAUGUGAGCACCUGGGUUGGGAAUCCCCCAGGAUCUCCCAAACGGGGACCUAUCCCAGGUGCUGGAAUUCCCAGACUGAACCCCACCACAGCCAAGCCCCAAGUUCCAGCCCAGUUUUUCCCCCCUGCCACUACCAUUGCUGCCACUACAAACUUAAUGUCACCAGAAAAGAAGACUGUUCCAACAGGAGUCAAGACACCAGUCUCCUUUGCAAAUCCUGUGGUUGGAAGUAAGGGGAAGAUGGGGACAGCAUUGACAGCAACCACCUCUGUGUCUGCAGCUCCCAUCCCAUCUUCUGUGGCAAGCACAGGGUAUCAUCAGCAGUUUUCUGAGCCUCGGCCCAGUUCUCUUCCAUCCAAUGGAGUGACAAUGAAUGGUCCCACUUCUGCCACACCGGGCGAGUACUCACCGUUCAACAACUUCUUCAGCAAGGUGGCAGGACAGUCCAUGUGGGGUGGACAUGAAAUGAAGCGAGAAUCCUCAGGAGGGAAGGGGAUGGACUUUGCUUCAGUGGCUGCUACUGGUGUAACUUCCAUUGCCAAUCCUUCCCCUGUUCUUGGGGGUCUCCUCAGCUCCAUAGCCUCUGUUGCAGAAACUUCAGCUCCACAGGUGGAUGCCAGCAAGGCACCUGGUUACCGUGGUUCUUCUUCAACCCUUCAGAUGUCUCCUGGGAGUAAGCAUGUUCCUGGAAUGCCUCUUAUCCCACCACCAUCAGCAUCAUCUGCGUCCUCAUCUGAGUUCACUCCAUCCCGUCCUACCAGUGCUCCAGGUAUUCCACAUGCCUCAGGCACUGGAUUAGGCUCUGCCCCUCUCUCCAAUACCCUUGGCCCCAUCGGACUCCCACCUUCAAUAUCAGGGAUGAUUCAUCGACCCACAGUCACUCCUCCACCCACACUUGGCCAGCUGGUUGAUGGCACCAAUGCCCCCGGAUCUUCCCACUCAGGAUCCCACUCACAACAGUCGAGUCCAGGGAGCGCAUCGACAGGAAACCUGGCACCUGGUGGACCUGUGGUGUCAUCUAGUCUCGCUCCUGGUGGUCCAGUCUCAUUUGCUCCACAGUUCCACAAUCCUCCGCAGUUGCCUCCUCCGAGCCUGAGCGACUCACGUCCGCCUCCGCAGACAGGUCUCUCGUCAGAGCCCAGCGUCAGCUACUCCACCAUUAAUUCCCGUCCCGUUUUGCCUCCGAAUGUGAUGAUCCCGCCCACAACCCAUCGUCCCCCGCCGCCUCCACCUGCGGCAUACCAGCUUCCCCCUCAUGCCGUCAGCAAGCUUAACCCCAAUGCUCCUGACUUCUCUACCAAGAUGUCCCACUUUGGUGGGACUGGAGCAGCAGGUCCACCCCGUUUCCCUCCAUAUUACUCUCCUAUGGUGAGGCCUCCAGAUGUGGCUCCUUUUCGAUCCAUGAUGUCUCAUGAGAAUGAAGAGAGGAGGUUCCCACCUCCGAUCGGCAACGAGCGUGCCAUGCGGAAGCCAAUGAUCCAUCACGAUGGUGGAGUGACUGGUCGUCCCCUGUGGAACACGAAUGAUCUUUCUCCUGGGGAUUGGCUUGGAAACAUUGGCCCACAUGCCUCUCUCAUCCUGAACAGCGACAAUCCUGAAGUUGCUGAGAACCUCUCACAGCUAGAUGCCCUUCAGCAGCAACUGGAGCAGUCUGGAGCGAACCUGCUGAAUCUGGUGAAUGGGAUCCCCCAGUCGAUGAUGGCCCCGUUCAACCCGACCGGGUCGACGGGCUCUUGCGUGGGAGACCUCGGCCCGAACCCAGCGGACUUGUGGAGUUCCAUCCGUAUGGACGUUCCCGAAAAAUCACCACAGGUGUGGAAUUCCUGGAGUCAGCAGCAUAUGUAGGGCGGAAAAAGCGUGAGAAGAGAGCCAAUUGGCAGACGGAGAUGACGACUUCCCCCCCCCCCCCUCCCACCCCAGAAGUUUCGAGACCCGGAUUGUCAUUACAUCGUUCAUGACUUUGUUCUAUCUUUCCUUUCUUUCUCCCUAUCGUUUCUUUUUUUUUCCAUCUUUUCAUUGUACUGUAUUCAUAUGGAGUCACAACAGACACAUACACACACAAACACACACACAAUCUCUCCCCUCUCUCCAUGCAUGAAUGAGGUCUGGCUGGAAAGCCAUGAAGGAAAACCGAGUUGUUAGGGUCGUCCUCUUUCUCUCCUUUCUUAAAAAGUGUACUGUAAUGGCAUGAACCACUCGCGUUCUUGGUAGACAAGAUGGAAAUAGCAGUUCCGGCACUUGAGUCCAGAUUUCCAUCGUUCCUCACAUCUCCGAGUCACACGUCCUCUCGCCUCCAAAUGUACCGAGCAAUACGGUCUGGUCUCCGAGCGAGGAGCACGCAUGAGGUGUCUCCUCGGUGUCUCCUUCCCCCCCGACUCGUGGGGCACCGGCACCUCGUUCUCUCGCGGAUUUUCAGUGUAUAGCGGGCAGCGAUUGGAUGAGAACGUGUGCAUGCACGAGAGAGACCUGGCAUU